AAGGUUGGUGGCGGCGGGGUUGGCCACACUGCGGUUAUUGAUUCCGAGUCGCCCCGGGGCGAGGGUUGAGGGUGAGAAAGCUCCACCGACAGCGGCGACUUGUCAGCUUCUAAUGUGAGAAGUCCCGGAUCCUCCGGGAGUUUCCGGACGGGACAUGUCGGCUGUCCAAGGGCUAACCCGGGACCUGGUCAGGCUCAGGACGCACUCAGCUAAGAGGAAGAGCGCUGUAGAGAUACUGCAGGCGACAAAGUCGUUGUACAUAAAGUCACCAAAGUGCCAAGACGAUUCGCGCCUUCCUGUGAAAAGGGAAUAUACGAAAAAAUGCAAGAAGAAGGAUACAGACCAGCUCCAGUCCAAGUUGAGGAGGUUGCUCGACGAUUCCAGCAAGGAGAACAUCUCGGAUUGGGGAUGUUUCGAAGACCUCAACUUCAAAUUCUAUACGGAUUGCGACGUUCAGUAUCAAAGCUUGCCCGAUUUGAGCAUCUCGUCGAAAGAAUCGACUAGCUACACGCUGCAGCAGGAUGCCAGCGACCCGGGUGAAAAGAUGACGAUUUCUUCCGAACCUUCGACCGAUACUUCGUCCUCAUUUUCCGAAGAAAGCUACGGGAAGCCGCCGUCCUCGUCCUCGUCGAAGAAAAGCUACGGCAAGCCGCCGUCUCAGUCCUCGAGUCUGUUGAGCGCCGGUGGCUCAGCUUCAAAGGUCGAAGAUCGCCUUUCGACCUGGACUCAGCCGAAACAUCGUAAGAUCACACGAUCCAGGUCUUGGGCAUGGGAGAAGUCGCCCGACGACCCGCCUUCUUGCAGAAAACCAGUGUUGAGCGUUUCAAAAGACCUCAACGACUUUUUUGAACAUCUCGGUCUCUCAUGCGAGGAGUACAGGGCGUUGGCUGACAGUGGACCUGAUUCUAGGACUAGUUCUCCCGUAUUCUUCAGCUCCAGGUCUUCGGAUGGUUCGGGUCGCAGUUCUAGGGCGGCUUCCGCCCCUGACGCCCUCGAACCUGGCCCUUCAGACCCUUUGUCCGUCGUUCAGACGAACGCCAGGGUCGUGAAAUGGCUCUGUAGACUCUCCCAGACAUAAAACAGAGAAUAAACUUAGCUAUUAAAGUAUGAUUCAAAAAUCAUAGAGGUCUCUAGCUCAAAAGAAAGUAGUUUUUUAAGGAAGAUCUAUAUGACUAGUAUCCCUUUUUUUAGUAUUUGCUACCUCACACUGUCUGGAAUUAUUUUGGUUUUUCAAAAAGCUUUCCUUUAUCUAUUUCUUUUUCAUAUUUCCCCCCCCCAUUCUAUUUACUGAUUUUCUGCUUUAUUAAUUGGUGAUUUGGAUUAUUCGCCGAAAUUUCUCACCCUUUGUAACAUUUCCACUUUUCUCAUCUUAGUUGUAGAGAAAUAAUGAGAUUAUAUUGGUUCAAUUAGUAAAUUUCAAGAAAUUGUGAUAAAUCUAUUGUAAAUCGAAUAAGGGGAGUGUGACAAACGGUCUCGCGAAAGCUUUCAAGCGUGUUGCACAAGAUUUGAUCUUUGCCCGGUUUUAUUUUUGUUGUGUAAAAAAAACGCGUUGUUUUCCUGUUUAGUGUUAGAAGUUAUUUGUAAAAACGUAUUAGCAUUUGUAAUGUAUCGUAAUUUAGGUAAAUUUAAUGAAUACGUAAGUACACAAAGGAAAAGUGCUUAUAAAGCAUCCGGCCGCACUGAAUUGUAUUUUUUGAAAGUACAAGCCGUUGAAAUACGUAAAUAUUUUCCUCGUUUCAUCUUUAAUCCGAACUCUGAAAGCAGCUUGCUCAAAUUUAACCAUUUAACCGAGAGAAAAAAAAAUCCAAUCACUCUAAAAAUAAGUUUCUUCUAGUUUAAAAAACAUAGAGUCAAUUUUUAAAAAUCGUCCAUUUUCCAAAGCAAUAUUCGCUAAAAACACGCAUAAUAAAUGGUAUGAAUCAGGCGGAUAAAACCAUAACAAUAAAGAUUUUCUUUUUCAAUUUUUGUCAGGCUGCUGAAGAUUCUUCUUCCAAAAAAUUGUUGGAUGUCUUGUUUAAAAUUUUACAACAGUUUACGUUUGUGUAUAAAAUUUCUACUUGUGUUAAAUGUGUUUUAUUGAAUUUUUGUUUUGUUUUAUACGAGAAUAUACUGUUUAAUUAAAUAUUUACUAUAAUAAAUGUUAAUUAGUUCCCAUUCAGCCGGGGGUCAAAAGGCCAUCGAUGUUGCGUUAUUUAUUGUUUUAAUCAUAAAAGUUUAAGAUUUAUAAUAGCAUAUUUAGAAAUCGUUGCCUUAAGACAAUGGAAUGUAAAUUGAAGGAGUCUUUGUUAACGUCGGAAGAUAUUUUUAAGGUUUGUUUUUUACAAAAAAAACUAAUGAUAAUAAUGAGAAAAAUGGGUGAAUAAAUUAUUUAU
Cimex lectularius (bed bug) is the source of this 2372-nucleotide messenger RNA. RefSeq lists its product as uncharacterized. The coding region runs from base 155 to 1078 and encodes 307 amino acids. The record is from RefSeq and is a predicted model, not a curated record. The transcript has 5 exons. NCBI's taxonomy places the organism in Eukaryota, Metazoa, Arthropoda, Insecta, Hemiptera, Cimicidae.